Trypanosoma conorhini is the source of this 1818-nucleotide messenger RNA. RefSeq lists its product as uncharacterized. Gene Ontology annotation, biological process: mRNA transport; mRNA 3'-end processing by stem-loop binding and cleavage. The coding region runs from base 1 to 1818 and encodes 605 amino acids. Lineage: Eukaryota; Euglenozoa; Kinetoplastea; Trypanosomatida; Trypanosomatidae. The record is from RefSeq and is a predicted model, not a curated record. Gene Ontology annotation, cellular component: cytoplasm; histone pre-mRNA 3'end processing complex. Gene Ontology annotation, molecular function: histone pre-mRNA stem-loop binding; mRNA binding. The transcript has a single exon.
AUGGUCGGCGGUGGGGUUGGCAACGCUGGCGCGGCCCCCGUGUGGGGGGGAUCAGUCGGACGUGGCUCGCCCAAGGCGGAUUUCGCCACGUCGACCACCCCGACACACGAUGUGCCGGCGUUAGCGGCGGCAGCGGCGCAGCAGAUGCGGUCGCCGAUUGUGAAGACGCACCAGCCCUACAGUGGGGUGCCGCUCUCCAUGUUUGGGGUGGAGUCUGAGCUCGAGGGGUAUGCGGGGGUGAACAUGGACAACCUCGUCACAGUCAAGGCGGCGUACAAAAUAGGCAUUGCCCGGACGUCUGGCCCCAGCGCGGCAGGCGUGUCCUCGUCGCUUCACCGUCGCUCCUCGCAGCGGUCCCCGAUUGCCGCCCUUGACGGCAGUGUUCUCCAGGUGGGUCCAAUUGGUGGGUUGAGUGGGACCGCGGUGGCGUCAGCGGCGCUGCAGGGCACAUUAAACAGCAAUGGAUCAGGCGUGGCCGCAGCCCCGGUAACUGUGGCCGCAUCGACGCGUACGGUCACGGCGCGUGCGGGGUUAAAUAACAAGCGUAUGGUGAGUAUGGACGUAACAGGGCGAUCCGGCGGCGAUGGAGCUCUUACAGGAGCCGAGGUAUAUCGAUGCCCCGCCGCCUUCCGGAUUGUUGAGGCGGAGGAAAAGCACCUAAAUUACACUGGCGUGGAACUUCCGCAGUCAGAAAUAAACUUGGGAGAGACGGCAGAGCGGUCGCGGCGUCUGAAGCAGCGACAGCGCCAGGUGCAGUACGGCAAGGAGACAGUGGGGUACAGCAACUACCUUCGAGCCGUUCCAUCCCGCUGCGAUCGCGAGUUCCGUAACCCGAUGCACCCCAUGACCCCACGUCCCGAGUAUGACUGUAGCAAGCGUACAUUUGAUCGAUACCUAAAUAUUUGGCGACGUCAACUGCACCUUUGGGACGACUACGAUCCCAACAAUCUGGAGCCACAGUAUGUUCGCAUAGGCAUUCCCACGCUGCGUGGUCUAGGAUUGGAGUUGCCACCGAGCACGCCCGAAUGCCAGCAAACGGCUAUGCUUUCCUUUACGCCCAUGAAUGCACAGGGCGGGGCCGCCAUGUGCACUCCAGUCAUGCUUCGCCACAUCAGACGAGAUGUGUCCAUUUCAAUGGGUUCAUACCAACGACCAACGGGGCAUCAACAGGGAGGUGGCGGUGCUGUUUCUGCCGCCGCCGCUGCUGCAGGGGGCACAUCUGCGUCUUCUGGUGUGCCUCCGCACGCCCGUCCAUUAAGCGGCUGCGGCGGUGGCAGUUGGUCCAUUACGAACACGCCGCACACGCCGUAUCACGGCAGCACCCACUCCACAAGCAGUUAUCAGCCACCGCUACUGUCUGUGUUGGCCCAGCCAACCAUCUAUUCUCCACACUGGGGCGAUUCCUCUCGCCAAAGCUCACCCAACCCGCUUGCUGGUCAGCGCAAUAGUGGCUAUGCGUACCAUAAUUUGGCCAGUGGCCUGGCUCCGACGACGACAGCGGCAGCAGCUGGCGGGGGCAGCACAGCUCCCCCAACGGCGCCCGGCAACGCCGCGUAUUGGGAAGGCGGUGCCGGCGGCGGCGGCGGCGGUGUAUACCAUGGGGGCGCCAGCAAUACCGCGGGCUAUGCGUACCAUGGCUAUAGUUCCCCAUACGGUGGGCACCGUUACACGCCACAUUCUACACCGAAUCACUACCGCACCUAUUACGCUGGCAAUGCAGUGGGUGGCGGCGGUAAUGGUGGAAACAUGCCGAGCCCGCUCCCGCUGUGUGCCGGUCAGGAGGUGUGGGGCAACCCACCGCGGCACAUGCAUCAGUGA